AUGUCGCAUAAAAUUCCCACAGAGACCGACACAGUGAACGUUGCGCGUCUCCGUUCAAAGGCGAUUGCCAUUGCACCUGUGCAAAAUUGCCAGGUGGGAAAUUCCGCCGGAUAUGUGCCAAGUUGCGGUGCUAAGAAGUACGUUUCUUUGCGAUAUUUGUCGCGAAUUCGAAAUACUCGACCGGUAAAACAAUUGACGAUUGAUACACCUGCAUCUUUGCGCAAUAGGAUCUGCAAUAGUAUAGGGCAGACCCCUGAUUCCUCAGGUACAUCAUCCGUUAAACUACCCUCAAUUUCAAACCUCACCGCGUCCAUCACCAGUCCCUCCAGAAACAGUCAAGAUUCGUUGCCGUUCCCACUACCACCAGGGUCGCAAACAUCCUCAACCCGCUAUCCAGUCGAACAGACUGUUUACCAGGAUCCUUUCAGCCGCCGUAGUUCACGCCAGCCUUCCCUUCCCGACUUGCAAGCCAAACUGGAAGUCCACUUGCCGCCCCUAUCGUCCAUAUUGAGCGCACCAGUGGCCCCUCAACCACACCCCCAUGCGGCUUCUUUACCACGCCAAGAAGCAUACCCUCCGCAAUACGACGCACUGAACACCUAUUACGCCGCACCCCAGCAACGGCACCAGUCGUUCGCCAGCUAUUCGCCUGAUACGAGCCAUCUGGGGUACGAUUCAAGCUUAGAUAAACGGGAACAGUCACCUGACCGUUCGACCGAGAGCAGAGACAAACGCAAACGCGUAGUACGCAAGCGGACAAGGACCGGCUGUCUCACGUGCCGCAGGCGACGGAUUAAGUGUGACGAACGCAAGCCGUUCUGUUUCAAUUGCGAGAAAUCGAAAAGAGUGUGCGCCGGAUACGAACAAGUCCCGUACGGGGCCCGACGGUACAGAUACAUGUCACAGCCAAAGCCCCAGGAAGCCCACAUCGAGCAUGGAGACAUCAUGCAAUCCCCGACGUCAGGUACGCUACCACCUGUUAUGCACUCUCCGAUGGCCCCUCCUCCCUUGAGUGCUGCCAUGAUGCCUCGGUCUCCACCUCAAACCGCAUUCCCCAUGGUCAGACACCACUCCCACCCGUCGCCGCAAGUUCAGCGGUCGCCUGUACUAUUAUACCAGCCAUACGUGGGGAAUCCUCCUCCGUAUGCGCCUCACUAUGUGUCCCGGUCCAUGGCAUACUCGCACUACACAGGCCAUCCCGGGUUUACGCACCCCCCACGGUAA
This is a messenger RNA of Ogataea haglerorum, 1224 nucleotides long. RefSeq lists its product as uncharacterized. Gene Ontology annotation, molecular function: zinc ion binding; DNA-binding transcription factor activity, RNA polymerase II-specific. Gene Ontology annotation, biological process: regulation of DNA-templated transcription. NCBI's taxonomy places the organism in Eukaryota, Fungi, Ascomycota, Pichiomycetes, Pichiales, Pichiaceae. The transcript is spliced from 2 exons. The record is from RefSeq and is a predicted model, not a curated record. The coding region runs from base 1 to 1224 and encodes 407 amino acids.